This is a messenger RNA of Cladocopium goreaui, 1460 nucleotides long. The record is from the annotation of a GenBank genome assembly. NCBI's taxonomy places the organism in Eukaryota, Dinophyceae, Suessiales, Symbiodiniaceae.
AUGUCGCGCCCAUGCCUUGUGUCGAUGCUGUCACUUUUCAUUGUGGAUGGGCUGAUGAUGCCUGAGGAAGCUGCCCAGCAGACACGGGUUUUUAUGUCUACCGCUACCAGCACAGUCUGGGCCAAUGAUGCUCCAGACGUUCAAGGCUCCCUGGCACUCUUAGCCAAUACGCUGGUAAAAUACCAGCCGGUCGUCAUCUAUGUCAGCCCCAAUGAUGUGGCGUACAUGCAGAGCCUGCUAAAUAGUACUGUGACGAUUGUGGAGUUUCAGGUGGACGACUUGUGGAUGCGGGACACCAGCUGCAUUUUUUCUUACAGUGGUUGCGACAACUACAGCCACUGCGUUGAGAUCUAUGGGCAGCCCGUGAACCAUGCAUGGCCUUCAGCUCCUUUGUCUUGCGUGGACUUCAAUUUCAAUGGCUGGGGAAGGAAGCAGGGCCACACCAAUGAUGCCAAGGUGGCAGCCGACGUGGCAGCUUGGAGCGGCGCCACCUAUGUGAAGUCCACACUGGUGAUGGAAGGUGGUUCAGUGGAGGUGGAUGGAGAAGGUACCGCCAUCAUCACUCGCAGCUCGGUGAUCAACCCCAACCGCAACCCUGGAUGGACUGAGGCCCAUGUGGAAGACGAACUUUACACCACCUUGGGCAUUGAGAAAGUGAUUUGGACUGAUGGGAUCAUUGGGAAGGACAUCACUGACGCCCACAUUGAUUUCUACGCCCGUUUCACCUCCCCAGGCGUGGUGGUGGUGGCACGGGAGAACGAUUCCACCAUCUACGAUUACAACGUGACACGUCAGGUGAUCGCGGACCUGGAGGGUGCCACAGAUGCGCGUGGCCGCACCCUGACGGUGCACAUUUUGGACAACCCCUCAACCCUUCGGCCAACGUGGAGCUCGGGCAGCGCCGCGGCGGGGUUUGCAGCCAGCUACAUCAACUACUAUGUGGGAAACGGCGUGGUGGUAUCACAGAAUUUUGGAGAUACCGAAACUGAUGCAGCCGCAGUGGCGAAGUUGCAGGAACUCUACCCUGGUCGCACCGUGGAGAGUUUGAAUGUGGAUCCCAUUGCAUAUGGAGGUGGUGGCAUUCAUUGUUCCACACAGCAGCAGCCAGUGGGCACCACCUCACCAACCACCACAACGACACCUCUCGGUGGUGGAUUCAAUGGCAGCAGAGGUGCCGUACUUGGAAGCUGCUUCGCUGCCAUCUUUUUGCUGUUUCAUUUGUUUUGGGGUUGAGCGCCUUGCUUUUGAACCAGGGUAGAACCCCCUCUGGAAGGUUUGGAAUUUUUGAAGUAGCUCCUUGAUAGAUUGAGAUGGUGCGCCAACAUGCACUGCUGGUUGCAUUCCAGGAUAAUGCAGAGGUCCAGGAACAGCGAAGCACGCUGUUUCUGGAAAAUCAUUGAAAUUGAUCUGCAGAGACCCGCAAUGUCCCAAAGGUCCCAGAAGCUAGGGGAAGGAGCCGC